Molecule: messenger RNA, 1947 nt
Organism: Dovyalis caffra
Lineage: Eukaryota; Viridiplantae; Streptophyta; Magnoliopsida; Malpighiales; Salicaceae
Source: the annotation of a GenBank genome assembly
AUGGAGGUUUCCGGCGACGGAACGGCGGUUCUUGAGGUUAAUGGUGGAGGUGCGGCCGCGACGACGACGCCGCUUACUGUUUCUGGAUCUUUUAAGGAAGGGCCGAAGAGCUCGUCGAGGAGGCGGACUUCGGUAAGGCCAAGCUUUGAUGCGGAUAAUGAGUUCAUGACUUUGCUUCAUGGGUCGGAUCCGGUUAAGAUGGAGCUUAAUCGGCUUGAGAAUGAAGUUAGAGAUAAGGAUAGAGAGUUGGGAGAAGCACAAGCGGAGAUCAAGGCGUUGAGGUUCUCUGAGAGACUUAGAGAGAAAGCUGUUGAAGAGCUAACUGACGAACUCUCAAAAGUGGAGGAGAAGCUCAAGUUAACGGAAUCUCUUCUAGAAAGCAAAAAUCUAGAAAUCAAGAAAAUCAAUGAUGAGAAGAAGGCCUCCAUGGCAGCUCAGUUUGCUGCUGAAGCCACUCUUCGAAGAGUUCAUGCUGCUCAGAAGGAUGAUGACAUGCCUCCAAUUGAAGCCAUUCUUGCACCUCUGGAAGCUGAGCUUAAACUGGCUCGCCAAGAGAUUGCAAAGCUUCAAGAUGAUAACAAAGCAUUGGAUCGUCUUACUAAAUCUAAAGAAGCAGCUUUAAUUGAGGCUGAGAGGACAGUUCAAGUUGCCUUGGCUAAGGCCUCCAUGGUGGAUGAUCUCCAAAAUAAGAACCAGGAGUUAAUGAAGCAGAUAGAAAUUUGUCAGGAAGAAAACAAAAUAUUGGACAAAAUGCAUAGACAAAAGGUUGCAGAGGUGGAAAAACUCACCCAGACCGUAAGGGAACUAGAAGAGGCUGUUCUUGCUGGUGGUGCAGCAGCAAAUGCUGUUAGGGAUUACCAGCGGAAAGUGCAGGAGAUGAAUGAGGAAAGAAAAACUCUUGACCGGGAAUUGGCCCGUGCAAAGGUAACAGCAAACAGAGUGGCCACAGUGGUAGCUAAUGAGUGGAAAGAUUCUAAUGACAAAGUGAUGCCUGUAAAACAAUGGCUUGAAGAGCGAAGAUUUUUGCAGGGAGAAAUGCAGCAACUUCGUGACAAGCUUGCUAUAACUGAGCGGGCUGCAAAGUCUGAAGCACAGUUGAAAGAGAAAUAUCAGUUACGUCUCAAAGUGCUUGAAGAGAGCUUAAGAGGGUCUUCAAGUAGCAAUCGCAAUGCAGCAGAGGGAAGGAGCAUAAGCAAUGGGCCUUCUCGUCGUCAAUCGUUAGGUGGAGCUGAUAACAUCUCAAAAUUGACCUCCAAUGGCUUUUUGUCCAAGAGAACCUCUCAGUCAAGAUCUUUGUCCUCUAGCACCAGUUCAGUGCUGAAGCAUGCUAAAGGAACAUCAAAAUCAUUUGAUGGGGGCACAAGAUCAUUGGACAGGAGUAGUAAAUUGCUCUUAAAUGGGGCUGGCCAAAAUCAUUCUUUCAACCAACCUUGUGAUGGAAAUAAGGACACUGAGACACCUAAUUCAUGGAAAGGGAACUCAGAUGAAAAGCCCAAUGAGUUCCCACCGGCAGAUACAGAGGACAGUGUUCCUGGGAUAUUGUAUGAUAUGUUGCAAAAAGAGGUUGUAGCUUUGAGGAAAGCUGGUCAUGAAAAAGAUCAAAGCCUAAAGGAUAAGGAUGAUGCAAUUGAGAUGUUAGCUAAGAAAGUAGAUACAUUAACUAAGGCAAUGGAAGUUGAGGCAAAGAAGAUGAGGAGAGAAGUAGCUGCAAUGGAGAAGGAGGUUGCUGCCAUGCGUGUAGAGAAAGAACAUGAGAAUAGGGCAAGGCGGUUUAGCAAUUCAAAAGGGCCUGUGAGUGCUGCUCAGAUGCUUCCUGGGAGGAGUGAGUGCUUAAGUAGAGGGAAAAGGCUGGUAUUCUCCUAUAUUGUGCAGAAGUGUAUCACGAAGCGGGCUAACACGCAGCACUCAAUGACGGUAAUUUGCACCACUGGAAUCAGCAAGGAGUAA